AUGUCUGAUCCAGUCGUCAAGGAGAUUCCACUGCGGUUGGACGGGCCGGCCACUUUGAUGGUGCAAUAUCCGCGCAAAAGCACAGAGAACACGAUUUCCGAGGUCCGUUUGAAACCAAACAGCGGGAUCCUCGAAAUGGACAUUCCUACAGAUACCACCAGGUUUUACGACGAGACCAAGGCGGCCAGAUGGAGCGGGACCACGAAUCAGACGUUGAAGGGCGUUUUGACUAACGGAAACGGAUACUACGUGGGGCGAGUGCGCGACGGAGAGCUCCACCUAAGUCCUGUGACCAAGAACUGUCAGCUUAGACCGUCAUUCAAGUACAUUGACGAUCUCAAGGCCAGCAAGCAACAGCGAGAAAAAGAGCUGAAUAAACAGCUGGACGACCAGAUUGCGCCGAUGGACGAGAAAAAACGUGCGCAUGUGGUCCAGAUGACGGCCAAGUCCACCAGCGAGACCGCUCUAAGACUGGGAGGAGCCCUGGUGAGCAAAAAGACAGAAGACGAAGAAGAAUGGGAGGUUUACGAAUAUAGCAGCAGUGUCCUCAAACAAGUACAAUUUCAAACCGGACUCGCUGAUGAGCUUCUUGGCAAUGUCGAGGUUGGUACCUUGCAAUCUAACCACAACAGGGAUCUCAAGAGAAAGGUUCUUGGUGGCAGAAAUCAGACCCUCGGCAACGUAAUCACAUCUAACAAUACCACCAAAGAUGUUGACAAAGAUGGCCUUAACACCCUUCUCGGUCAAGAUGAGCUUGAAGGCCUCCUCGAUGGUUUCUGGAGUGGCAGCUCCACCAACGUCCAAAAAGUUGGCUGGAGAUCCUCCGUACAAUUGAACAACGUCCAUGGUGGCCAUGGCCAAACCAGCACCGUUGACGAGACAUCCAAUGUUACCAUCCAGCUUGAUGAAGUUCAAACCAAACUUGCUGGCAGUGACUUCUUCAGGGUCCUCUUGGGUGAUGUCUCUCCAGGAAAACACCUCCUUUUGUCUGAAAGCAGCGUUGUCGUCGAAACCGAACUUGGCGUCCAUGCACAAAACCUCGUGGUCCUUGGUCUCUGUGAGUGGGUUGAUCUCGAUCUGGGUGGCGUCCUUCUCUUUGAAGAUCUGGUACAAUUUUUUGAUGGUGUCUGCAGCCUUUGGAACGGCCUCUGGAGUGAACUUGAGACCAGAGGCGAUCUUGACGGCCAACUCGUCGGAAAUUCCGGCCUCGUAGUCCACAGGGAACUUCUUGAUGGCAUCUGGGUUUUCCUUGGCAACUCCCUCGAUGUCCAUACCUCCCUCGGAGGAAGCAACAACCAAGGUAGACUGGUUCUUUCUGUCCAUGAUGAUGGACAAGUAUGCCUCCUGCUUGGCGUACUUUCUCUCAACAACGUACACGGCCGUGACAAUCUUACCAGCGGCACCGGUUUGCUUGGUGAUCAACUUGUGGCCAAUCAUCUUACCAGCAAGGUCCUUGGCCUCUUCUGGAGACUCAAUCAAUCUGACACCGGACUGCAAUCCGCUGUCGAAAUGACCCUUACCUCUACCUCCGGUCAGAGCCUGGGCCUUGAUGACCAGCUCGUUGGUUCCCAACGACUUGGCGAUCUCGUAAGCUCCCUCCGGAGGAAACACAUAAAAUUGCCUGUUAUGUUUCCUUCUUUGUUUGUGCCUGUGGGCAACGAGCCGGGCAUGUUUGUCGGGGUGUGCAGCGGCGUCGACCCGGUGCGACUCGUGUUUGUUUUAACCGACUCGUUUUCGUUUGAGCAGUGUGUUUGUUUGGGUAAGAAAGAGCUGGAUCGGCUGUUUGCUCUGAACAAUGCUGCCGUUGGCAGCGACGCCGAGGUCGACACCUUUUUCGCGCGUCUAGCCAGUCUCGACGACGUGACUGUUUUGCGAUCGGAACAGUCUGUCACUCUGGCCAAACCAGACCUGGAGUUCACCUUCCCCACAGUGAGGCUUGCGGGAGAGCAGCUGGAAGCCGCACGCAAAUCGUUUUUGGAGACACUGGUGCAAACCGCCGCGCUGGAGUCGUCGCUGAUUGCGCAAUUGGCACACGAACUCAACAAGAAGAACCAGAUCAUCCUCAAGCUGGCCGCUUCGAUCGCCCAGGACUAUCUGGGCAACACGCUCGAGCAGGACGAGGCGAUCUUGCAGAGCAAAGAGGUGCAGCGCAUUUUCCUGAGAACGGGCACGUUGCAGUCGUCGCUCAGCUCGUCGUUCGACCAGAUAAGCCAGGAAACCGUUGCAAAUUUCAAAGCCGCAAAGCCGUCGUACACAGACUCGUUACGCACGUCGCGCAACGACCGCGACUUGUUCACGUCGUACCCUAUCAUGUCAAAGUCGUCGCCAAACUCGUGUUUGAGGACGUACUCUAUUGCCUCCAGCACCAGAGCGUGCACCUGCGAGUACACAGUGUCCGUGGACGACGUGUGGACCGUUUCCUUUGGCUCCAAAUCCAUCACGUCGCCGUUGACCCGCGCAAACUCUUGUACGAGUCGCUGUCUGACCAUCUGGACGUCCAUGUCUGGCCGCCACGACACGGUCAACACGCCGUGGGCCAGCGCCUUGACACACAGGUUUUUAUCGUUGGAAAAUAGAACCACCAUCGCCUCUGUUCCAAAAAACAAACACGCAUCGAGGAUGGCAUCGUCUCCGCGUGCAGACAUCCUGGUUGAGCAUCUCGAGCGGCUUGCCGAAAGCAGAGUACGCCUUUCCGUAGACAGAGUGCAUGUGGCAGGCAGCGUUGACGUCGGGCCGGGCUUUGUGGAGAGCCGAGUGGAUGGCAAAACCAGCAGCGUUGACGGCCGCAAAGUUGCCGCCGAUGAUAUUGCAGUUCUCGUCGAUGUGGACCAUGUCCUCAGCCUUGAGAAGUCCAAAGUGGUAUCCAAGAGGAUUGAUCCAGAAAGUGUUUGGAUCAACAGGGUCUCUGACGGAGAUGUGACCGGCAGUUCCCUCGGUGAAGCCCUUACGAGCGAAGAUACGGAAAGCACCGGCCAUGUGCUCCAAAACCCACUCUCUCUUCUUGUAAGGGUCGUCGAACUCUGGCACAAGAUGAGGAGGAGGGGCUCCCUUGGAGAUGUUAUGGACUCCGCGCUCCGUCAGCGCGUAUCCACGCGAAGUGGUGGCCUUGAGGGUCUCUGGCACGGAAUCUGGCGUUUGAGUAACAGUUUGUGA
Messenger RNA from Ogataea philodendri, 3153 nucleotides. RefSeq lists its product as uncharacterized. Gene Ontology annotation, biological process: DNA-templated transcription. The record is from RefSeq and is a predicted model, not a curated record. The transcript is spliced from 5 exons. Gene Ontology annotation, cellular component: RNA polymerase III complex; nucleus. Lineage: Eukaryota; Fungi; Ascomycota; Pichiomycetes; Pichiales; Pichiaceae. The coding region runs from base 1 to 3153 and encodes 1050 amino acids.